Molecule: messenger RNA, 2076 nt
Organism: Penicillium chermesinum
Lineage: Eukaryota; Fungi; Ascomycota; Eurotiomycetes; Eurotiales; Aspergillaceae
Exons: 4
Coding region: 1-2076 (691 amino acids)
Biological process (GO): cytoskeleton-dependent cytokinesis
Cellular component (GO): septin ring; septin complex; cell division site
Molecular function (GO): molecular adaptor activity; GTP binding; GTPase activity
Source: RefSeq, a predicted model, not a curated record
AUGCGACUUUCUCCGGAUGUAUCCAUCUUCCCUCGGAAACCCUCCUUUGAUUCUCCAUCUCCGCCCUUGGACCCCCGCACCGCGGUUCCAGCGACCUUCUUCUUAUCUUGCAAUCCACAUGCUGCUGAGUCAACGCAUGACUCUUGUGUAGAGGACACCGGAGAUUACAAAGAUAAUACAUAUGGAGUUCAAAGCCUAGCAGAUAUGCUAUCUCAGUCCGAAGCUAUUGCGAGUUCACAUAGCGAUAUCCCGGUCCACCAACCGAUAAGCCACCAGUCCCAGGAUUUGGAUGAUGGCAAGGAACCACGACGGUCAGACCGCAGAUCAACGUUGAAGCCCUUUGAAACAAUCUCUCGCGAUUCAUCCAUGCCGCCACCAGCUGAUAUCAUCUCUCGUCCCCUAACACCACUCAUCCCGGAUGAGCCGUCCUUCCCUACCUAUCCGGCCAUUGGGUCCGAUGAAGAGGACAGACCAGGCCCUUCGCCUCAUAUUGGACCAGCGAAUGUCUCACAGUUAAUUAUGCCAAGUAUCAAGAUGCCAAGUCGGCGGCCAUUUACAGAGAGGGGAAAGGCUAUGGGCCGAUUCAAAAUCCUUUUGGCUGGAGCACCAGGAUCCGGGAAAACGUCUCUUAUUAAAUCCAUUGUCCAAAAGUGUGAAGAUAUUGUCCAUGUCGACGCUCUUCCCGCGACCAACAACAGCCCGGGGGAGCGGCGGCGGCCGCCACGCCCCCACACCAGUGCGAACCCCACUCGCGGUCCCGCGAUCACAGAAAUAUACGCUAGCACUAAACCCUACCCUUCUUGGUGGUCGGAUCUCGAAGAUUCACGUGUAUUACGCCGACGAAAGAGCAUCGGGGAAAUUGUCCUGGAGCGCAAUUUAUGCUUUGUCGACACGCCGACGACCUCACUAAGCCGAGCGGGCCACACGGACGCUAUUGUGCAAUAUUUACGGCAGCAGCUGCACCGUGCAAGCAAUUCCGUCGCAGCUGCAGGUAUAGACUUUCAAAAUCUACUGGCCGGCAAUGGUGGCUCACAGGUAGAUGCUAUCCUAUAUCUGAUAUCCAGAGAUUCUCUAUCUAAGGAUAUUGAGUGUGUACGGAAACUCUGCGAGCUCAGCAAUGUCAUCCCGGUAAUUGCUAAAUCGGACAUGCUUUCACCCGAGGAGUUGUCCGCCCUCAAAGCCCAAUUCCAUCAACAGGCACAGGUUUUAGGAGUCAGACCCUUCUUGUUUGGGGACUUACCGCCCUUUAACCUUGAAGGAACAGAACCCCAACUUCCAUAUGCAGUAUCCUCCGAGCAAGCUGUCGACCUGGAGAUAAUGGACGCCAGUACAUUGAUGAGCCCCGACUAUAUACAGCCGCUUAUCACAUCUGAGCUAGAUAUUCUCGUGCAAAAGCUAUUUGAUCGAGAUAAUUUAGCUUGGAUGCGUCAUUCUGCCGCCAAGAAACUGAUUACCCAACGAGGUGAUUUUCCUUAUGAUCCGGCAAUCAGAGGACCACCCCAUAAUGUAUUAUCUGGUAACUCUGCAGGGUGGCGUGCGGCUUGUGCGACAUCCACGGCACCCAGUUAUGCGAUGGCGCGCUUGACGGACCACACUCAGCAAGAAGAACGAAUGGCACAGGUACGCCUUGUGGACUGGGCCACAAACCUGCAGCAGAGUCUACAGAACGAGCGCGACAGAUAUGCCGCCUUGGCUCGUGGAGACCGUGCUGUCUGGCUCACAGAGAGGCUCAAUGAGUGUGUCAUUGACGGAUCACUGGUGCCCAUCUCGAAGACAUCUGGAUUCUGCGGGUUGCACGUCUCCAACCCAACCGACGCCGGCGAUUCACAACCCUUGCGAUCUUCCAAUGAAAAAUAUACUUCCGGGUUUUACGUUAAUAGCUUUGGCUCCCAUGACCCACUUGGCGUGGUCGACUGGAUCGAUGACAUGCGGCGGCGUGGAUGGAUGUUUGUUCAGAUUGUCGGUAGCGUCGGGCUUGUCGGUGGCCUUGCGUUCUGGUUUGCUCGCAGCUUGGGGGUCCCAAGUCGAAGCCUGUCUGGUUUGCCUCUCGACUGGUGCGGAGGGUCAGAACGAUAA